AUGGCCGAAGAAAUCGAGAAGCCUGUCGUGCAAGAGCAAGAGCACAAUGGCAGUGCUCUUGGUGAUAAGAGUAGCAUUGGCCACAACAAUUCCGAUGAGCCAUCACAUCUCAUAGUCGAAGAUCGAGUAGCAGAGCGUGAUCUACACGUGACCGAGGAUGACUUACUUGAGGCUAGGGAACUUGCGGCAACAUACACUCUUGAGGAAGUGAGAGACCUCCUCAGCACCUUUUAUCGGCUUCACAAGAGGGAUCCCAACUUUCCUUUGGAUGUCAUUGAGAAAACCGAGGCUUUUCUUCACAAUGACGACAUUUUUGAACAUCCGGAAAAAUAUGAGCAGCAAAUCUCUGGAAUGAAAAUUCAAGCUGCUCUUAUCGUCACCAACAGCCCAUACGCCGAAGUUAGAAGCGUUGUUUCCUCCUACGACGACCCUAUGAUGCCAUGUUCGACUAUCCGGGCCUGGGUCUUGGGAAUCAUGUUUUCCGGCGGCAUCGCUUUUAUCAACAGCUUCUUUGGCAUUCGUCAGCCUGCCAUUUACGUCACGUCCAACGUCCCCCAACUCUUGGCGUAUCCUCUGGGGAAAAUGUUGGAAUGGCUUCUGCCUGACGUGGGCAUCACGCUGUUUGGAGUCCGGCAUAGCUUAAACCCUGGCCAUUUCAAUAAGAAAGAGCACAUGCUCAUCACAUUGAUGGCCAUUCUCCCGCAGUACUUCAACCAGUCCUGGGCGCUCAAUUUUGGCUACCAACUUCUGAUUGCUCUAUCGAGCAACUUCAUCGGCUACAGUCUCGCUGGGAUUUGCCGAAGGUUCCUGGUUUACCCGUCGUAUUGUGUAUGGCCCCAGGCUCUUGUUACUAUUGCCCUGAACAGUGCUUUUCACACUGAGGGGAAUGUCCCGGCCUUGGGUCCAUUCGGCAUAACAUGGCGCAUGUCGAGAUUUAAAUUCUUCCUCUCUGCUUUCGUGUUCAUGUUUAUAUACUUCUGGUUCCCCAACUACAUCUUCGGGGCCCUUGGGCUCUUCAGCUGGAUGACUUGGAUCGCUCCGAAUAAUGCUAGCUUGAAUCAUAUCACGGGUGCGGUCAACGGCCUUGGCCUCAACCCCCUGCCUACCUUUGACUGGAACGUCUUCACAUAUGCCAUCGACCCCCUCAUGGCGCCAUUCUUUAGUACUUUCAACCUAUUUACUGGGAUGUCCUUGUCUAUGUUUGUCGUCAUCGCAAUAUACUACACAAACACGUAUAACACUGCAUAUCUACCAAUCAACUCCAAUGAGCCAUACGAUCACUAUGGCAAGCGAUAUAACGUCACUUCCAUCCUCGACAGCCGUGGAAUAAUCGACAAUGAAAAGUACCAAGCAUAUUCACAGCCAUACCUCUCCGCUGGCGCCGCUUUAGCAUAUGGGUUUCUCUACCACCAAUUGGAGAUUAUGAUGGGAUUCAGAGACCUCGUCAACAGCUUCCGCCCUUCUAAAAAGGCCGAAAUUGAAAAGGGCCAGGUCCUUGACGUGCACAACCGUCUGAUGAGAAAGUACCGGGAAGUUCCAGAGUGGUGCCCUGGCGUUGUAUUUUAUGGCAUCGGUCUCUGUUUGGUCUUCAUGGUCCCUACUGGGAUUAUUUACGCCAUGACCGGCAUUGAGACGAUGUUGGAUAUACUAGCCGAGUUGAUCGGUGGAUCCUUUGUGCAAGGCAACGCGCUCGCUCUGUGUUUCUUUAAGACAUACGGCUUCGUCACUUGUUCUCACGCUUUAUCGUUUAGUAUCGACCUCAAGAUAGCCCAUUAUGUCAAAAUCCCGCCUCGGUUCACCUUCUUUGCGCAGAUGGUGCCGACUCUGGUCUCAACGUUUGUCAGCGUCGGCAUCGUCUCGUACCAAGUCCACCUCAAAGAUAUUUGUACUGAGAACGCUCCAUUUAAGUUCACAUGCCCCAACCAAACCUCAUUCUUCACUGGGGUCACUCUCUGGGGUACCGUAGGGCCCAAAAGGCUCUGGGGCGUGGGCGGCCAAUACUCAGAAACUCUUGUCGGAUUCCCCCUUGGCAUCGCCGUUGUGGUGAUAUUCUGGGUCCUCGGCAAGUAUUUCCCCAAGAGUCGCGUGCUUCGCGCAACACAUCCCGUGGCUCUGUUGAACGGGGGCAUGUACUGGGCGCCAUAUAAUCUUUGCUAUAUCUGGCCCGCUGUGCCUGUCGCGUUUUUGUCCUGGAUUUAUAUCAAGAAGCGAUUCUUGACUCUGUGGUCCAAGUACAACUUUGUUCUGUCUGCCGCCUUCUCUGCCGGCAUCGCCAUCUCGGCCAUUAUCCAAUUCUUUGCUCUCACAUACCGGGGCAUCACCUUGGACUGGUGGGGUAAUAAUGUGGUUAACAUGGGAUGCGAAGGCACCGCCUGUCCUCUCAAGAAGCUACCCGAGGGAGAGUUCUUUGGGCCUGCACCUGGUCAUUACAACUGA
Messenger RNA from Trichoderma breve, 2436 nucleotides. RefSeq names its product OPT oligopeptide transporter protein domain-containing protein. Gene Ontology annotation, molecular function: oligopeptide transmembrane transporter activity. NCBI's taxonomy places the organism in Eukaryota, Fungi, Ascomycota, Sordariomycetes, Hypocreales, Hypocreaceae. The record is from RefSeq and is a predicted model, not a curated record. Bases 1 to 2436 code for a protein of 811 amino acids. Gene Ontology annotation, biological process: transmembrane transport. The transcript has 8 exons.